This is a messenger RNA of Paramecium sonneborni, 854 nucleotides long. The record is from the annotation of a GenBank genome assembly. NCBI's taxonomy places the organism in Eukaryota, Ciliophora, Oligohymenophorea, Peniculida, Parameciidae.
GUCUUUGAAGAUAAAAAAUGGAGAUAUUAGCAUUAGUAGAAUAUUUAAUAGAGCCUUACCAUAAAUUAUUAAAGUUUUAUAAGAAUUCAGAUAAAUUACAGUCCUUAGUAAGAUUUAAAUAAACUUUGAAUUGAUAACAAUUUAUUAGUUUUAUGAAUUAUUGUAAUAUAAAAACAACUAGAAGAAGUAGCUUUUGUAUUACCUACUAAUCAGCUGAGCAAAUAAUACAUCAUAGAAGACAAAGUUGUUGUUGUAAAUAAUGUGGAAACCUUAGUUUAUUCUAAAAAUUACAUUCUCAUAUUUUCUGCCCAGUUUAAGAACAUGUAAAACGAUAAAGAAAUACAAGUCAUUCAAGUGCUAACACAAAUUUAGAUGUAUCAAUAGAAUUAAUCUAACCUGAUUAAAAGUUACCAUUUCUUAGAGGUUAACUCAAAUUGAUUAGUCUACCUCCAAAUUAUGAUUAAUUAAUUAAGACGAUUAAAUAAAAACGAAGAAGGCAUAGUUGCCAUUGUAAUGAAUGUGGUCAUCUAAGCAAGUUUUAAGUAAAAACUCAAAAUCUUUAUAUUGAGAAGUAUCAACUAAUGAAGAAAUAAUUUCGAAUAAAAUAAAUUAAUAGAAAAAAUAAAAAUAAAACAUAAACCUUGAUUGAGACUGAUAAUCCUGUAAAUCUACACUUGAAUUCUCCUAUGAUGAAAUAUUCAAAAUAUUCAAGAACUGCUAAAUUGAUAUUGGAGCAAAACCAAAUUAAGAAUUUUUCAAGAGUUUGUACAGAAAUAAAUAUAUGCAAUUCUAAAAAUAAAUCUUUUUUACCAUCUCUAAACAUUCCCAAAACCUUUCGUACUUAACUCUUUUGA